AUGGGAGGCACUUGCAGUAAAACCUAAGUUGCAUAUGAUAAAAAGGUGAUUAUAGUUGGCUGCUCUUUUGCUGGGCUAACUUUAGCUGAGUAAUUAUGGGAUUAUUUUGAUGUCACUCUCAUUGACAAAAACGAUUACUUUGAAUAUAUUUGCACUACUACUCGAUCCUUGGUCAAAGAUGAGCAUUUAGAUUCUAUCACAGUAAGUUAUGUGACAAUGAUGAGAGCUCAUUCCAAAAGAGCAGAGUUCUAACAAGGUACUUUAAUGGAAAUAUAUCCUGAGAGGAAUCAAAUUUUACUAUAAAAUGUCUAAACAGGUGAAUUUGAUUAUAGAAAUUAUGAUUUUCUUGUCAUUUGUACUGGUUCAUCUUAUCAAUAGCCAACUAAAUUCUUGGAAGUACAGUCUCUUGAGGAGCGGAAGUCAAGAUUAGCUUUGGAAUAAGAAGCAAUUAAAAGAGCAAAUUCCAUUUUGGUUGUAGGGGCUGGACCAGUUGGAGUGGAGAUCAUUGGAGAGUUAGUUCAUGCAAACAAUUAGAUCUAGCCUGACUUGAAUGGAAUUAUUUAGAAAAAAAGACUAGGAAUCGUAGGACAUGGAGAGAAAGUACUUCCGAACUUUGUUCCUAAAGCACAGGAAUACGCGCAAUAGUUUAUGACUAAAAAUGGAGUUGAAAUUUAUAUGAAUACUCAUUUUGAUGAGAAUUUUAAUCAAACUCAUAAAUUUGAGCAUGUCAUAUAUUGCUAGGGAUCCUCUUACAAUACUUAGUUUAUGCAAAACAGUCCUAUGAGGUAAUUAUCAGAAUGUGUCAAUUCAAAGGGAAGAAUAUUUGUCAAUGAUUAUUUGCAGGUAACAAAUAUAAAUCCCCUACAAAGACCUGAGUCAAAUUUGUCAUUGAUUGCACUUAGUCAAAAGAAGACUACUAUGCAACAUACAGAAGAUUUAGAUAAAUCCUAAGAAGUCUAGGAACUUCUGAGAUAAGUUGUAUUUGAGAAUAUAUUUUGCAUUGGAGAUGUUGCUCAAACCUCUCUAAACGAGGAAAAGACAGUUUAUCCCUUAAAGUAAUGUGCAAAUAUAUGCGCAUAGAAUAUAAUCACUUUAACUGAUUGCAAUGAUUCUAAAAAGCAGCUAAAAGCACUACCUCCAAGAUUUGAUGGAGUCUAUCAAAUAAGUUUGGGUCCAGAAGAUGGAUUCAUGAUCAUUAAUAACUUCGUAAUCACUGGUAAAAGAUAAUCAAUCACCAAAGAAUCUUAUCAGAAUUUGUAUAUGUAAAAGUAUAGAGGAGACGAAAAAGCUAAAAAACAAAUAGAUAUAGAGAUGAAAAAAUUGGAGUAUCUCCUAUGGGUAUGUAAUAGUUCCUGCUUUUAAUGCUGUCCCUGUGCCAAUACAAGAGAAGGAAGGAGACCUAAUGAUGAAAAGUAAAAAAUGAAUUGA
Stylonychia lemnae is the source of this 1428-nucleotide messenger RNA. NCBI's taxonomy places the organism in Eukaryota, Ciliophora, Spirotrichea, Sporadotrichida, Oxytrichidae. The record is from the annotation of a GenBank genome assembly.